GUCUCGAUAUUCCUACUGUACAAGUUGUCAUUAAUUUUGAUGUGCCUAAGGAUCCAGCUGAUUAUAUUCACAGAGUCGGCCGAACAGCAAGAGCAGGUAGAGGCGGUGUAGCGUUGUCAAUCGUUACGGAACGUGACAUAGAUCUUGUUCACAAUAUAGAAGCUAGAACAAAUAAACAAAUGGAAGAAUGGAAAAUUAACGAGAAUAAAGUAGUGGAAAGUUUAAACGAAAUUGCUACAGCAAAACGAGUGGCUGUGAUGCAUCUUCAUGACACAGAUUUUGGUGGUGUCAAAGAAAUUCACAAAAAGAAACGCGCAGUUUUAGAAAAUGGGUCUACUCAGUCACAUCACACUAACAAAAAUUCCCGCAAAAAAUCAAAGACAAAAUAA
Molecule: messenger RNA, 389 nt
Organism: Racocetra persica
Lineage: Eukaryota; Fungi; Glomeromycota; Glomeromycetes; Diversisporales; Gigasporaceae
Source: the annotation of a GenBank genome assembly